GUCAAAGGUAGGAGCGUCAGGCGGAUCCGGGCGACAAGUUUUCUGAUCUGAUCGAUGCAUAAUUAGCUUCGUCUUUUGGGAUAAAGAACAGCUAAUUAUACAAUACCGCUGAAAAGUCCUCCUAAGUUUGAAGAGUACUUUCGUGGAGGAAUAAUGGAGGCCGUUCCCAGGAUGCCAAUGAUAUGGCUGGAGCUUAAGGAAGCGGGGGACUUUGAGUUUAGUCCCACUGUUAGGCAGUACAUUGAAAUUAACUAUGGUGAGAACCCGGAGGACUACAGUGAGGCAUUGAAACGACUGGAGCAGCUUAGACAGAGUGUAGUAAACAUCCCAAGGGAUUUUGAGGGCUGCAACACACUUAGAAAGUACUGUGGUCAGCUGCACUUUCUGCAGAGUCGUGUUCCCAUGGCAACUGGCCAGGAGGCUGCUCUGCCUGUGACAUGGACAGAUAUCUUUACAGGGAGGAAUAUCACACAUGCGGAUAUUAACUAUGAGCAUGCCUGUGUCCUUUAUAACCUGGGUGCUUUGCACUCACUGCUGGGAGCUGUGGAUAACCGCCUAUCUGAAGAGGGGAUGAAAGUGUCCUGUACUCAUUUCCAGUGUUCUGCUGGGGCUUUUACUUACCUUAGAGACCACUACAGUCACAGCUACAGCUCUGACAUGAGCAGCCAGGCACUGUCCAUCAACAUCAACCUGAUGCUGGCCCAAGCUCAAGAGUGUCUCUUGGAAAAAACUCUUCUAGACAACCGGAAGAGUCAUUUAAUAGCAAAGAUUUGUGCUCAGGUGUGUGACUAUUAUAAGGAUUGUCUCAGGGUGUUGGAGAAUUCUGAAUGUGUGCCAGGGAGGAUUCAGAAAGAGUGGAGGAAACUCAUUAACAUGAAGAUCAGCUACUUCAGUGCCAUCACACAUUUGCACAUGGGAAAGCAGUCAGAGGAACAGCAGAAAUAUGGAGAAGCAGUUGCAUAUUUUCAGUUCUCCCUUGACAAACUUAAUGAGGCAAUUAAACAGAGCAAGGGCCAACCAGAUACUACACAGGAAGCUUUGAAAUUCACAAUGGAUGUAAUUGGUGGAAAAUAUAACUCAGCUAAAAAGGACAAUGACUUCAUUUACCACGAGUCUGUGCCAAGUCUGGACACAUUGGGGGCAGUAAAAGGUGCAUCAUUGGUGAAACCCCUGCCUGUGAGCCUUACUGAUCAAAGUGUCACUGGUCCCGAUCUCUUUUCUAAGCUUGUUCCCAUGGCAACUCAUGAGGCCUCAUCCCUUUACAGUGAGGAGAAGGCAAAGUUACUUAGAGACAUUGUGUCGAAAAUAGAGGACAAAAACCAAAUUCUUGAGAAAUUCAUGGAGUCUUUAAGCAGUGACUCUUUGUAUAAAAUAGACAUGUUUAAAUCUCUUCCUGAUGCUCUGUUGGAAAAAUGUGCAUUUCUCAGUGUAAGACCACACACUGUCAAGAACCUUGUUCAAGCCAUGCAAGCACUGUCUAAUGUUUACACUGAUGUGGGUUCAUCUCUGGAUGAGGUUCGUAGUGCCCUGGAAGAAGAUGAGGCUGGGGAGAAGGGUUUGAUAGAGCUGGUGGGACAGAAGGGAUUACCAGCAAAGCCUUCGGUCUUUCAGGAUAUUCAAAAAGACUUGAAGAAAUAUGAAGCUGUUCAUCAGACAGCCAGCAACACCAACACUGAACUCCACAGAGCCAUGAACCAGCACAUUCCAAACCUGCGUCUCUUACAGGGAUCUGUUGAGGAACUCCGAAAGAGCCUACCACAGCCAGAACUUAGUCAAGAUGAAAUUUUGUCCUUGCAAAAAAUGAAAACUAUUCUUGGUAAAGUGGAUGAAAUGCGAAAGCAGAGAAUGUCAUUGGAGAGUCAACUUCGUGACCUUAUUCAUAAAGAUGACAUCACGGGAGUCCUUGUAACUACAGAUCGUGCUGAUUUCAAGACGUUGUUUGCAGAGCAGCUGAAGAAAUAUGAUCAGCUGAAAGGAUAUAUAGAACAAAACUUGGUUGCCCAGGAUAACAUUCUAAAAGCUCUAACGGAAGCUAAUGUGCAGUAUGCCCCUGUGCGGAAGACACUCACACUAACAGAGCAACAAUGGAACACCACUGUGCAGUCUCUGAUUGCUUCAUUUGAGGCAUAUGAUGACUUGAUGAAGAAAGCUGAGGAGGGAAGAGAUUUCUACCAGGAUCUGGACAAGAAGACCUCUGGCUUGUUGGAUAAAACAAAGUCCUAUUGCCAAACCAGAGAGGCAGAGCGAGUUGCCUUGCUGGAGAGGGAAAUUGGAAAAGGAUCACCUUCUAGACCUACCGCCCAAAAGCCUGUGGUUGGACAAAAAGUUGUUGGUCCUAGACCUGGCUCUUCUAGUCUUGAAUCUGUCAGUCCUUCUAUUGCCUCUUUUAAAAACCACCCACUAGAAUUGCAAAGCCUCCCUUUAAAUCUGAAUUUACCCCAAGGAGCCCAAGGGACGAAUCAAUUUCCAUCAGCUCCAUUUCUAAACCAAAUUACUAUUACAGAUCCAAAGCUGAGGCAGCAGGGGGCUCGCCAUCUCCCUCAAAAUCUAGUGCCUUAUGGCCAACCUGCUACACCUGUACAAACACCUGGACUGCCACCUCAGCAGUUUCAGGUAAGACCAGCUGCAGGCAUCCCACAGUUGCCUGCUCAGGAGUACAAUCCAGCAAUCUGGCAGCAUACUCAUGGUGGGCACAUUGCUGCCACUGGGCGUUAUUCUGUGCCUCCACAAAUGGGACAGAUUCAUCAAAAUUCCAUUAGAUCUACUUUACCAGGACAACCACAAGCAUCCUUGCCAAAUUCCCUUGGGCAGCCAAUACUAACUGGCAUGCCUCAGUCUUCAUCUGUCCAACAAAUAGGGAGCCAAAGCUUUACUCCCCAACCUAUACAAAGCAUCUCCUCAACCACACAAAGAGGUGCAUUUCCUGGGCAGAUCCUGCCACCCUUCUCACCUUUACAGGUUCAGCCCAUCAUGCCAGGUCAAACACAGCAGCAAUCUGGCCUCCCCUCAGGUUACCAACCAAUGUUACUUCCACAAACCCAGCCCCAGCUUGGAACAUCAGGCCAACUAACAGCAUCCCAACCUCAGGGAGCCCUUAUUUCAGGGCAAACCCAGCCUCACUCCAAUCUUUCAAAUCAGACCCAUCCUGGACAGCUUCCACAAAACAGGCCCCAGCAAUAUAUGGGUUACCCCACCACAUCUUUUCCAUCCUCACAACCUUUGCAAAUCUCUGCACCACAGCAAAUACAUCCCAGAUCUCAACUCUUUCCACAAGCACCUUUGAGCCAAAAUUCCCAAGUUCCAUAUGGUCCUCGUCAACUCGGUCAGCCCCAAAUGCCACUAGGAGCUAUACCACCACAGAACAUGUAUGCAUUUGCACCAACACACAUUGGUCAGCAACCUAUGGGACAACAGCCAGUUCCACCCCAAUUCAAUGCAAUGUUUAAUGGAUCUGGAAGACAACCUAUGCACACUCCUGGUCAAGGUCAACUACUUGGUCCCCAACAACUGGCUUAUCCGCCAUCAGGACAAACAGUUGUCGCAGUGAUGGACAAUCCAGUUCCACCAUCACUGGCAAACACACUCAUACCUACACCAUCACCUCUUCAGGUUUCAUCCCAGAGCCAGACCACUACUCCCAUGUCAUCAUUUGCAACCCAGAAUUUCAAGCCUCAAACCACAAAUGCUGCUCCGAUGAACAUAAACAAUUUAGACUCUACAACAGUUCUGGAUUCUGUUCAAAGCAAGGUGGAUAAUCUCAGCAUUGGCUGAUUGUGGAUUGGUCUGAAACUAAAUUGUGCAACAAUCUCUUGCUUUGUCCCAGACAAACAACUUUGCAUAUGCUGUCACUAGAAGUCAAGAUACCACAACAAGCAUAAUCAACAAGCAUAAAAAAUGAUUUUUAGAAAUCUAGAUUUUUUGUAGUCACAGAAUAAGAUCUUAUGCCUGAACGUACAAUAACAAUUGCCUUUUAUUCACGCACAGCACUAACAUAGAAUUGCACUAUUGUCUAGAUCUAAUUGCACAAAAUGACUUGCCAAAUGUACUACAAGCACUACAAACUGCUUUUGCACUGUAAUCCUAUGCAUUCCUAUGUUGUAGUGUCCAGUAUUUCUGUAUAUAUCUGUUCCUAAAUAGCACUUUAGUCUGCACUUCAAUGGGAAUAUUGACAGCAGCAAUGAUGAGCAAUUGUGGUUGUUUCUGUCUGGGUUAAUUUUCUUUGGUUUUUGAUAGGAAAACAUUAUAGUUUUUACAUGUAAUUUUUGAUAAACACCACUCCCUGAGCUGUAUUUUAAACCAUAACAUACUGUUUAAACCAUAACAUACUGUUUUAUAUAAAAAAACACAUGUGUUUAGACAGAAAAAUUACAGCACUGUCUUGUUUGGAUAUGUUACUUCUGAUGAAAAAUUUAAUAUUAAACUAGUUUAAGCUUCAAAA
This is a messenger RNA of Danio aesculapii, 4438 nucleotides long. It is a transcript of the gene ptpn23b, whose product is annotated as protein tyrosine phosphatase, non-receptor type 23, b. Gene Ontology annotation, molecular function: protein binding. The transcript has 20 exons. Gene Ontology annotation, biological process: early endosome to late endosome transport; endocytic recycling; protein transport to vacuole involved in ubiquitin-dependent protein catabolic process via the multivesicular body sorting pathway. The record is from RefSeq and is a predicted model, not a curated record. Bases 154 to 3771 code for a protein of 1205 amino acids. Gene Ontology annotation, cellular component: endosome. NCBI's taxonomy places the organism in Eukaryota, Metazoa, Chordata, Actinopteri, Cypriniformes, Danionidae.